AUGGGGGUCUCUGGCCUCCUGCGGGACCACCAAAACAAGAAAAGGUUGAUUCUGUGGGAUUAUGGAAACAUUAUCAAAAGUAAUAUCGUGAUGGAACAAAAUGAAAAUGAGGCGCCAUUGACAGUUAUAACUUUCAAACGAAAUAAUAACAGGUUAUUUCCACUCAAGACGAAGUUCUCCUUCUGCAGGGAGGAAGCGAGGAUGAAGGGCGCAGAGGAUCAGCGCCCGGGACAGGAAUCCUGCGGCUGGAUCCUGCCAAGCCAAGGAGGUCCUCGGCCGCCUCCGUCGAGUUUUAAGACAGACAAGGACGACCCUUCCUCCCCGUGCCCUAGCGACCGGCUGAGCGUGACCUGGGCUGACGGCGAGAGGUCAGUGUCCAGCGACGGCGUGUCCCUGGCCCCUCGGACGCCGGUGUCCUCGGAUCAGCCUUCGAUUAACACGCUUAUACCAGGUCGGUGGUGUGGGUGUUUUUCAUGCGGCAGCCUGAUGGAGGAGCCGGCCGAGGACGACGAAUUCUCCGCCAGCGUAUCGGCCAUCCUCAAGCGCCCGAAUCGAGGUGUUCCGCGGCGGGGCUCUCGGAGGAAGAGGAAAAUGAGGCGGACCUCCACCAUGACCAGCAGUUCGGGCGAUACUAUAGUGGACAUGGAAGGCGAGGAAGUCGUGGAGACACUAAGGAUCCAUAAGGAAGUCCUGGCGGGGGUGAAGCAUCAGCCUUGGCCCAUCGGGAGGAAGCUUCGUCUGGCGCGGUCGGCUCGCUCCUACAUCCAGCGUCACGAGGGGGAGCUGGAGGAGCGCCUCGCCCAGAGCACCAGCACCAAGGACGUCCUCCUCAGAUAUUUCAUCCGCGCCAGGAGGGUGGUGCGGGCGGGAGCGCGGGCGGUGUACGUGUGGGUGAGGGGGAUCGAGCUGUGGCAAGGGCGUAUCAAGACUAUUGAAUCCUACUUCGGCUCGGCAGUGGCAUCCUACUUCACCUUCCUGCGCUGGGUCCUCGGCCUCAACAUCGCCCUCACCGCAUUUCUCACUGCGUUCGUCAUCAUACCCGAGUUUCUGGCGUCUGACAGGAGCAAGGCAGGGGAGAGGAAGAGCCUUCUGCCAGACGAAGUCAUCAGCGCUUAUGACUUCAAGGUGAUGUGGGACUUUGAGGGCAUCCUGAGGUAUUCGCCCAUCUUUUACGGCUACUAUAGCAAGACCCCCACUACCAGGGAAGGCUAUAGACUGCCUCUCGCGUAUUUCCUCACCUCUGUUGCUGUCUACGCCUAUAGCUUCGUGGCGAUUCUCAGGAAGAUGGCCGCGAACUCCCGGAUGUCGAAGCUCGCCGACGACGACGAGAGCACCUUCACCUGGAAGGUCUUAGGCGGCUGGGACUUCACCAUCGGCAACCCUGAAGCCGCGCAGAACAAGGUAGCCUCCAUCAACACGGGGCUGAGGGAGGCGCUCCUCGAGGCCAAGGAAUCCGAGAAGGAGGAUAAGAGCUGGAAAGUGAAAGCCAAGCGGUUCCUGGCCCACCUGAUUGUGCUCGGACUCGUGGUCGCCAGCGCCUACGCCGUGGUCCUCCUGGUGGAGCGCUCCAAGGACGUGGACGACAGCUCCUCGUGGUACCGCCAGAACGAGCUCACGAUCAUCCUGACGCUCAUCUCGCUCGUUUACCCGAACCUCUUCGAUUUGGUAGGCCUGCUGGAGGAGCGGCACCCCAGGAACCAGCUUCAAUGGCAACUCGCCCGCAUUAUGGCACUCAAUCUUCUUAAUCUUUACACGCUCAUCUUCGCGUUGUUCUCCAAAGUGUAUGAAAUGGAGAACCUGACGAACAGUUACGGAGAGGGGACAACCACCACCAUGGACUUCCUCGUGGGGACAACCUCCGUCUCACUCCUGAACAGCAGUGACCCUUAUGGCUGGACCACAACAUCGCAAGACGCAUCCAACUCCACUCUGUUCGAUUCCCUCAAUUCCUCAUUGUACGAAGUGACUAUUGCGCCCUUGGACAACGUCUCGAACACAGCCUUCUUUAACUUAACAACCGCCUCCGACGUCGACUCGUUAGCGCUAGUGACCACCAUAAGCUCCACCCUCUUGGCGGCCAUCACGUUCACUGAGUCACCGGCACCAGAUACCCCAGUUCCUCGAUGUAGACGAGUGAGAGUACCAUGUUCAACCACAACAUCCACUCAACCCCCCACAACUGGCCUCCUAUUUGAAGUGAAUCUCACUAGCACGAUUGGAACCGAUCCUUUGGCUGAGAAUGUGACGUGGACUGACUAUGGCCCAGAGAACGUGACGUGGACUAACUAUGGCCCCGAGAACACGAUGAGCACCCUGCCCACAGACGACUCUCUGGUGGCCCCGAACGGCUCCCUCGCAGGUCCGGGGAAUGGUACUGUGUUUAUGGUUGAUGAUGAAGGAUUCCCAUAUGAUGAAUAUUAUGUAGAUGAUAAGGUUUAUGUUUACUUAGAUUAUUUCAACAACACAGGGGAUGUACCAGAGGGACGUAAGGAAAACGAAGGGGUCGAUCCAUGGAACAGUAGUGUGCCGACAGAAUUGUAUGAAGAACCCACAGCAAUGAAUUUGUACGAUAUAAGUACUAUCGAGACAACAGAAGUCUCCGAUGACAUGGAAGAGCCUCCGGGAACAACAGAUCCUCCCGAAAUGCAGGAAGACCCAAGCGUGACAGAGGACCCGAAAGCCGUUGCCUUCCGAGAACUUCUGCGGAAAUUCCCUUCCCGUCCCGGCCUCAGCCCCAUAUUACUUGGUGACGUGGCGGAUUUCGAAGACAUUACAGUGAAGGAGAACAACGCGGACGAAGACGGGGAAUUAGCGAACGACAGAGUAAUCAGAAGAAGAAGAACGAUAACUGAAAGUGGCGAAGAAAACCCCAACAACCAAGGCAUACGAGACAAGCGUAGUGCAGCCAUGGGUGACUACGGAGGCAUAAGUCCAGUCGAUGUUAGUUACUUGCCGACGUUCGAGAGAGACGUCCUAUAUGACGAAUACGGGGACUCAGUGUCCAAUCCAUCAGAAGAAUACUCCUCCUUUUUCAAUGAAACGGAUCUGAACGAAGGAAACUUUACCUUCGACGACGAAAGAACCGAACCUGUAACAACAGUGACUCCGUCACUUAGGAACACCACGACUACUUACUGGGAUAAACUCCUCGCGCCUUUUACCACGUCUACGACUAACAAAGACACGACUGCAGAGACAACCACGGAAAACAACACUACAGAAAACGACGAAGAGGUUUAUUUAACAAGUACAAGCCCAGAGUGGAUGGAAGAGACGGAUACAACUACUGAAUCUACAACAGGCAUCGACAAUGAUUGUUAUAUCACAAUCUGUGACGUUAUCCCUACCCCAACACCCGCAACGCCCACGACGGAGUCUUCUACCCUCGUACCCACCACCGACCCGCCUACCACGACCGCAGCGGUGGUGACGACCCCAGCGGUGGUGACGACCCCCUUCUUGGACCAGCCUAUGAAGAACAACCCCGAGAAGUGGGCCCGACAUCUCCCGACGCCGGCGAGACAUCGGCUCAGGAAACUGUGUUGGGAGACCAUGUUCGGCCAAGAGAUCAUCAAACUCACUGUCAUGGACCUGGUCGUGACCGUAGUGACCAUCGUCAUAGGAGACUACAUCCGCGCCGUUGUGGUUCGUCUGUUCAAUGGCUGCUGCUGCUGGGACCUGGAGAAGAAAUUCCCGGGGUAUCCAGACUUCAAGAUAGCGGAGAAUAUCCUCCAUCUUGUUAAUAACCAGGGGAUGAUUUGGAUGGGCAUGUUCUUUUCGCCCGGGCUACCGGCUCUCAACACCCUCAAGCUCGUGAUCGUUCUGUACGUGCGCUCGUGGGCCGUCGUCACCUCCAACGUGCCUCCUGAAACGGUCUUCAAAGCCUCCAAUAAUAAUAACUUCUACCUACUGUUUCUGCUGACGAUGCUUUUCCUCUGCACGCUCCCUGUUGGGUACGCCGUGGUGUGGCUCGAGCCGUCUUGGCACUGCGGCCCCUUCAGCGACUUCCCCAGGAUGUACAAGCUGGCGACCUACACGCUCAUCGGCGCCUUGCCCUCCUCGCUGUACCCUGUGGUGGACUACAUCUCCUCCCCCGGCGUAGUCAUCCCCGCCGGCCUCCUUCUCGUCCUCAUCAUCUACUACCUCUUGUCCCUGACGGCGGCGCUGAGGGAGGCCAACAGCGAUCUCAGGGAUCAGCUGAGGCAGGAGAGGUCGGCGGAGAAGAGGAAAGCCAUGGACGCGCGGACGGGGAAGAACCGCUCGGAGACGCCCACCACCAGGUCAAGGAUCUUCGCACUAUUUUUGCUUGAAGCAGGAUAA
Messenger RNA from Penaeus monodon (black tiger shrimp), 4320 nucleotides. RefSeq lists its product as uncharacterized. Gene Ontology annotation, molecular function: mechanosensitive monoatomic ion channel activity. The record is from RefSeq and is a predicted model, not a curated record. Lineage: Eukaryota; Metazoa; Arthropoda; Malacostraca; Decapoda; Penaeidae. Gene Ontology annotation, cellular component: plasma membrane.